UGAUAACAAAUUCGCGACAGCUCCCGUAUGUAACUUCGCGGGCUGCGUUAACAAAAAAUGGAAACUGAAAUGGAAACGGAAACGAAGCCUGACGUGAAUUUAAGUAAGCUAAGCUCUACAAACGGUCGCAUCAACGUGAAAGUGCAAGCGCAGGAUGGAGGUACGGUCCAUUUCGUAGUCAAGAGAACAACACCAAUGAUGAAGCUUAUGACAGCGUAUUGUGACAGAAAGGGCAUUCAGAUGAAUAGUAUUCGUUUUGUAUUUGAUGGCAAUCCGAUUACUCCUGAGAACACACCUGAUCAGCUUGCCAUGGAAGAAGACGACUGUAUUGAAGUCUACCAGUCUCAAACUGGCGGGAAAGUCUGAAGCCGACAUUGGGCCACUUGUUUGCUUUAGUUUAAUUUUGCCCUACCGUACUACUAGAAUAGUCCAUAAACAGUAGAGAUGUAUUGCAGUAUAGACUUCUUCUUAGUUAAUACUGUAAACCUUAAAAGAGUAUUGUUGUUUUGAGAUUAAG
Molecule: messenger RNA, 517 nt
Organism: Corticium candelabrum
Lineage: Eukaryota; Metazoa; Porifera; Homoscleromorpha; Homosclerophorida; Plakinidae
Product: small ubiquitin-related modifier 3-like
Exons: 5
Coding region: 58-366 (102 amino acids)
Biological process (GO): protein sumoylation
Cellular component (GO): nucleus
Molecular function (GO): ubiquitin-like protein ligase binding; protein tag activity
Source: RefSeq, a predicted model, not a curated record